UGUCGCAUGACUUCACUGGUUGUUCACUGUUCAAUAAUUUAUUCUUGUACAUAAACAGAAGCGCGAAUAAUAGUGAGAUCAGUUUAUUUUAACACCCAACUGUUGAUACUGUCAUUAAAACAUUAAGAUGCAAACUACGGAUUCUCCAAGGUAGUUCCCAGAUUAGAAAGUCGGUCUUCAACAUGGAUCAAAAUCAGGAAGCUGAAGCUGAUUAUUAUGCACUAAAAAAAUGGGAAUUGGGAUUUUUGAGGCGAGAGUGCGUCAACUUAGGACUGGAGGUGUUCUACGAGAAAUACAUGGCUAGAGUACAGCGGAGCUAUCUAUCGAUAUUCGUGGUACUUCAAACAUUCGUGAGCGUAGCUCAUGUAGUGGUAAUAGUAACGGGAGACGAGCAUCCUUCUGCUGCAAUACAUCCAGACCUCAUAUGCUACACAUUCGGUAGUUUAAUAGUUUGGAUAUCACUGUUUGCCGCAUUCAAAGAAGAACUAGUGAAGGCUCACCCCUGGGUUCCAUAUGUAACAUCUAGUGCAGCUGUUUUCACACUCAUUAUUACAGACCUGAUGAUCCCUCUUUAUCAUGCCGUAGUCAGCUUCAUGAAUCCUCCUCUAAGACCGUCAUAUGCCAGUCACAUAAUUUUUGCAAUUUACAUAUUUCUUCCGUUGGGUGAUAAUCUGCAUGCAAUUAUUCUAGGUAGUGCAACUACCAUUUGUUAUUUAAUCAUAAUGACACUGAUUUCAUAUCGUUUGGAGUCGGAUAUAGCGAUAAAAGUUGUGACAGAACUUAUUUAUUUUAUAUGCUUGAACUUAUUUGGAUUAUAUUUUCGUUUAAUAAACGAAGCGGCGAUUCGAAGAACUUUUCUAGAUAGGCGAGAACUUGUUGAAGGUAAUCUGUUAUUGAAAUUUGCUAGAAAUCAAGAGAAAGAAUUGCUACUCAGCAUUCUACCAGAACACACGGCAGAGCUGAUGGAAAAAGAUAUACGUGUUAUGAUCGAGAAAAUGCGUAAUGGUCGUCGAGAUACAAUCAACACGCAUAAUUUUUUCAGGACUGGAACGCAAUGGAGGUCUAUAAACAAACUUUAUGUUCAAAAGCAUACCAACGUAACAAUUCUGUAUGCAGACGUCGUGAACUACACUUACAUCACAACACAAUUACCAGUGAGAACUCUAGUAGAUGUCCUGCAUGAGCUGUUCGUAAAGUUCGAUGAGGCCGCCAAGGAGUACAACGUACUGAGAAUAAAAUUUCUUGGAGAUUGCUAUUAUUGCGUCUCUGGUGUGCCUAUUAAAAAUAAAUAUCACGCAAAAAGUUGCGUAGAUUUGGGCUUACGCAUGAUCAAAGACAUUCGUGAUGUUCGGAUGUCUCGAGAUUUGAAUAUUGACAUGAGAAUUGGCAUUCAUUCCGGAAGCAUCAUAUCAGGUGUAAUCGGCGCUUGUAAAUGGCAGUACGACAUCUGGUCUAGGGAUGUGAUUAUAGCAAACAAAAUGGAAUCUACUGGCGAAGCUGGUAAAGUACAUGUGACCAUGCAAACAUUGGAGUUGUUAGAUGGCGAAUAUAUUUAUGAGGAAGGGACUGACAAAGCCAAAAUGGAUCCUAUUUUAAUGAAGCAUAAUAUACAAACGUUCUUUAUUGUGCCUCAAUUUUAUGACGAUAGUAGUUACUAUAUGCUUCAAGAUUCUGCUACAAGCAGCCGAUUAUCAGUAGGAGUAAAAAGGAAAACUAUUCAAAAUAAGAAAGAACGAAGUUUAAUAAGUCGAAAUUUCAUGCAAAAUUCAAUGGAACAGUUCCGUGAUAUAAUGAAACAAACCAACGUGGAGAUGGCUCAUGAGCUAGAUCGAAUGCCAAUUGGAAAAUUUCAGUUCAACAAAAUUUUCUCGACAGCGCGUUUGCAUUCACACCAUUCCACAGUAACACACUAUCCAAAUGGAUACACUAAUAACGAUCAUCGCCUGGACAAUAUAUCCCCAUUUUUCAUGUGUUUCGAAAACAAACGUUGGGAGUGGCCCUACAGUAAAGAACCAGAUUUAAUGCUAAAAUAUAGCGUGCUGAUGAGUUUCAUUGUGUUCAUAUGCAUUUUUUCUAUACAAGUUUUCAACAAUGCUUCGGGAUUUUAUUUUUGGGUGGUUAUGCUUACUUCUGGUGUCAUACUGUUUUCGUUUAUCCCUAUAACGUGGUUUAAAAAACUUUGGGAUGUGUAUACUCCAUAUUCAUCGGAAGAUUUACUUAGAGUACGAAAACCUCGAUCAGUAAUUUUGCGGAAAUUAUACGAUUUUUCAAAUAGCAUCAUGGGAAAUUUCACAUUCAGGAUAAUAAUCUAUCUUACCACAAUUAUAAUACUUGUGAUUUGCUCUUUAAUUUAUCUGGUUGAGUGCAGUAAUGAAUCAGAUCAUCUAUUAGAAACUGAUCAAGUCAUAGAACAGAACCAGUUUUACACCUCCAAAAAGCAUUGCACUAAUUCAUGGACUGUUACGCAAUGUCUCACUUUGGCAAUUGGAAUGGCUUUCCUUUUUCUAAGAAUUCACUACCUAUUGAAAGCAGCAUGCGGACUCGCAAUUCUUCUUUUCUACUCAUGGUCGGUUUUCUUUAAACUUCAUUAUAUUUAUAAUAACAGUGCCAGCAUGAACCCGGGAAUGAAUCCGAAAGUUGGUCAUAUAAUGCUGAUUAUUUUCACUGUAAUUAUAUUUCAUUGGAUAGACCGACAAUCCGAAUAUAUUGCGAGGGUUGAUUACAAUUGGAAACGACAACUACUAAAACAAAAAGAAGAGGCUGAAGUUACCAAGCAAACUAAUAAAAUUCUAGUGGAAAAUAUUUUACCCACCCAUGUUGCUGAAAUCUAUAUAAAUCGUCAAUUGAAAAACGAAUUUUACAAUGAAGAGUAUCAAAAUGUUGCUGUUAUGUUUGCAACUAUCACCAACAUGGAGAUAAAUGCUGAUAUUUCAGUGGAGAAUGAGAAAAGCGUUCUUAAGGUUUUGAAUGAGAUUAUUUGUGAUUUUGAUGAAAAAUUGCAAUACUUUGAUGGUUACUUAAAAGUGGAAAAGAUUAAAGUUGCUGGAUGGACCUAUAUGGCAGCUUGUGGACUAGAUCCAGGUCGCUGCGAUUCAUCGUCUUCCCUUGGAACGUUUGGCUCAGUAUCGAGUAUUACGCGAACAUCUUUAAUGACUAAUGGUAGGCGGAGUUUAAAUCCGAGAGCAUCGGACGCAGAUAACCAGCCCUCAAGUAGAAACAAUUCUAAUAGUAGACAAAGCAAUAACGUAACGAUUGUUAUGACCGAGUUUGCUUUAGAGCUAAUGAAGGUUCUGCGAGAUUUUAGCAAUGAAAACUUCAAACAGGCGAAUCCUGGAUUACUUAGAGUAGGCAUUUCUAACGGCAAAGUAAUGGCUGGUGUCGUAGGGUCAAGUAAACCUCUCUACGAUAUUUGGGGUAAUGCCGUCAAUAUGGCAUCUAGAAUGGAUUCAACUGGAAUCCCAGGAAGAAUUCAAGUAACAAAGGAGAGCUCUGAGAUUUUGAGAAAUUACGGAUAUCAAUGCGAAUAUAGAGGUCAAAUUUUCGUUAAAGGUAGAGGGAAAAUACCAACUUACUUUGUGAACAUUGACAAUAAUUUUGAGUUUGUCAAAAAUAGAUCAGUAGAUGACUUGUCGACUAAAUUGUAGAAUCACGAUGAUACAAUAAAUUGAGCAUCUCUAAGUUCAAACAAA
Molecule: messenger RNA, 3689 nt
Organism: Topomyia yanbarensis
Lineage: Eukaryota; Metazoa; Arthropoda; Insecta; Diptera; Culicidae
Product: adenylyl cyclase X E-like
Exons: 16
Coding region: 183-3644 (1153 amino acids)
Biological process (GO): adenylate cyclase-activating G protein-coupled receptor signaling pathway; intracellular signal transduction; cAMP biosynthetic process
Cellular component (GO): plasma membrane
Molecular function (GO): adenylate cyclase activity
Source: RefSeq, a predicted model, not a curated record